AUGAAGUUUCUUAUCAUUUUCUGUCUAGCGGCGGUGUCUGUCCAUGCCCAAUUUAGUGCGUCUGCUCAAAAGGAAAUAGUCACCUACAUUAACGAUUUACGCUCCCUCGUGGCAAGUAGAAGAUUUCAUCUCGAUUCUCGAGAUGUUGAAACUUUGCCGCCAGCGUCAGAUAUGCUUAAAAUGACCUGGAACUCUACGCUGGCAGUUGCAGCGCAAAAACUUGCAAAAACUUGCUUUAUUGCUGUUGAAUCGUCGUCGCCUGGAAUAGCCGACAAACGUAUUGUAGCAGCAAACGUGGUUACGGUUGCCAAAAAUGCACUGGGUCAUUGGAAACACUCACUAAACAAAGAAUGGAACUUGAAAAGUUAUAAUAGUAAUUACAUUGGAAUUCAACUAAUCUGGGCCAAAUCUUCAUCAGUUGGCUGUGGGUUUAGUCCGUGUGAAAUAGACUCCCAGGGGAGACGUUGGUACAAAGUAGUGUGUUCGUUUGAGAAAAAAGGAGGUAUUACUCGUGAGCCCGUCUACAAAAAGGGAAAAGCCUGCGAGGCGUGUCCAGCUGGCACUAAAUGUGCUUCUGGAUCGGUUUUGUGUUCUUAA
Molecule: messenger RNA, 597 nt
Organism: Caenorhabditis elegans
Lineage: Eukaryota; Metazoa; Nematoda; Chromadorea; Rhabditida; Rhabditidae
Gene: scl-21
Product: SCP domain-containing protein
Exons: 3
Coding region: 1-597 (198 amino acids)
Source: RefSeq, marked reviewed